AUGGGAACCUGAACGCAGCAUCCCGCAGCGCUGCAGGCACAUCCCGCAUCCUCCGACGCUCAGACCCGCCCAGAGGUCGUCGACGAGCCCGGUUCGGUUCGCCAUCGCUAUGAGCAAGGAGGAGACCAACUUGGAGCUGCUGGAGGCUCGGACCGAAGGCACCGAGGAGCCCAGCGGGGCGGCGGCUCCGGCGCCCAUGGCUGCGGAUGCUGAUGCGACGGAGGCCGACGUGAGCGAGGCCGACCUGGACCAGGAGGAGCAGGAGAAGCAGCCGAUGACCGGAGGCGCAGAACGGCCUCAGGACGCCGCGUCCGCCGGCGGAGAGCCGCCGGCAGCGGAGAAGAACGGCGCCGUGAAACUGAAGAUGCCGGAGGAGGCGGAGGAGGCGACGUUUACCGGGCUGAACAAGGAGGAGCUGCUGCGGGUGGCCGGAACCCCAGGGUGGGUCCGGACCCGCUGGGGGCUGCUGGUGGUGUUCUGGCUCGGAUGGUUGGGCAUGCUCUUAGGAGCUGUUGUCAUCGUCCUGCAGGCUCCUCGCUGCAGAGAUCUUCCAGUCACCAACUGGUGGAACAAUGGCCCGCUGUACCAGAUCGGAUCCAUCCAGGCCUUCACUAAUGCCCAGAACCUGAAGGGUCUGGAGCAAAAGAUGGAUCUUCUGUCUCAGCUGAAGGUCAAAGGUCUGGUAGUGGGACCGAUCCAUGUAGCCCCUCCUGACGAAGCCAUGAGCUUGAGGUUCGAAGAGAUCUCCCCUGAGGCCGGGAACCUGGAGCAGUUUAAAGGUGUGAUCCAGGCCGCUCACAGGAGAGGUAUUUCUGUGGUUCUGGAUCUGACUCCAAACUACCAGGGAUCAAAUGGACCCUGGUUCUUUAACACCAGUGUGACCAAUGUAGCAGAGAGAAUGAAGUCUGCUCUGGUGUUCUGGCUGAACGAAGGUGUGGAUGGGGUCCAGCUGUCGGGGGUGGAGCGCGUCUCCAGCGUGGUGCCGUCUCUGUGGAGCGACAUCCGAGCCAUCAUCCAGAAUGGGACAGCAGAGGGUUCCAACAAGAGGGUUCUCAUCGGGACCACAGAGCUCUCCUCAGCCGAAGACGUGUCCUCCCUCCUUACCUCCUCCGGGGUGGACCUGCUGAUCUCCAGAGUCCUGCGUUCUGUAGACGUGGAGGCCACGGAGCGCGCUCGGGCUAUCCAGCUUCUGUACUCAUCCCACAGCCAGACCAACCUGGCCUGGAGCCUGGGGGGGCGGGCCGAGGGUCACCUGGCGUCGCUGGUGGGCCCGGCUCUCGUCAAAGUGUACCAGCUGCUGCUGCUCACCCUGCCCGGAACGCCGGUGUUUAACUACGGAGAUGAGAUCGGACUGAUGGACGAGAGCACCAAUUUUCCCAAGAUGCUUUGGGACUCUGGAGAGAAUCUGAACGAGACACUGCAGGAAUCAUCGGAGCGUGUGUCCUGUCGCAGCUUCUUCCGCACCGUGAGCGAGCUGCGAGGUAAAGAACGCUCGCUGCUGUUCGGGGACUUGAUGCUCGUCUCCAACUCGUCCACGUCUCUGGCCUACCUGCGCGUCUGGGAUCAGAGCCAGCGCUACCUGGCUGUCUUCAACUGGGCCGAGGAGGCGGCGCAGCUGGAGCUGCGAGGCCCGGCGCUGCCCCGUCGGGCCGCGGUGGUGCUCAGCACCAACAGCAGCGCCCCACCUGCCGACAGCAGCGUGGACCUGACGGAGCUGCGGCUCGGCCCGUUGCAGGCCGCACUCCUCAGGUUUCCCUACAGUGAAUAGAGGCAGUGAUGCUGAUGUGUGGCGUUGUUACUCGUAGGUAUUGAAUAGUUAAUGAAACGAUGACAUGGCUAAACCUCGGUUGGAAGUGUGGUACAACUGAAGGCUUGCUCUGUGUGGGAGUUCAGUCGUUAUCUCAGACCCCCGAAGAAGGUUUAAAACCUACCUUGUUCAGGGCUCUGAGAUAACGCUUGUGAACUGGCGCUAUAGAAAUAAAAUAGAAUUAAAAGUCAGUCAAAUAUCAGUCUGAACACCACUUCCUUCUCAGCUGUUGAUCGUGAUGAUAAAUGUUGUGAUUUUGGGAAAACUAAAUAAAAAUGAAAAUCAGCUCAUUA
This is a messenger RNA of Betta splendens (Siamese fighting fish), 2100 nucleotides long. RefSeq names its product 4F2 cell-surface antigen heavy chain-like. NCBI's taxonomy places the organism in Eukaryota, Metazoa, Chordata, Actinopteri, Anabantiformes, Osphronemidae. The coding region runs from base 110 to 1768 and encodes 552 amino acids. The transcript is spliced from 8 exons. The record is from RefSeq and is a predicted model, not a curated record. Gene Ontology annotation, biological process: amino acid transport; carbohydrate metabolic process.